AGCCGCCUUUUUGGAGGAUGGGCUCCUGAAGAGUUCAGGGCUUCACUUUCCGCAACCAGAUCCCUCGUGGAAGAUCGCUGUUCUCCGCGCAGACGCGGCACUUCCCUAAAGUGAGAUCCGUUGAAGUCCCCUCCGUCCUGUGUCUAGCCCGGAACGACAAGUCGGAACACCACAGUUCCUGGCUGACCUUGUCGGCAAUCACUUCCGCCCGGGGGGUUGGAAUACCCCAGGCCCUUCGGCGGCGAACGACAGGCAAGGCACUUCCGGUGUGUGUUGCCUAGGCGCCGGCCUGGUGGGCCUGAAGGGACGACGUUGCUGGGUCGUCCCCUCGUCCCCCGUUUUGGGGGCCGAGAUGUCGCGGCUCAGCUACUCGGAGAUGGAGGGCUGCCGUAACCUGCUCGGCCUGCUGGACAACGAUGAUAUCAUGGCCCUGUGCGACACCAUCACCAACCGCCUGGUGCAGCCUGAGGACCGCCAAGAUGCCAUUCGUGCAAUAUUAGUGUACAGUCAAAGUGUAGAAGAACUUUUGAGGCGCAAGAAAAUCCACCGAGAAGUCAUAUUUAAAUACUUGGCAACACAGGGGGUUAUUAUACCUCCAGCUACUGAAAAACAUAGUCUUAUUCAGCAUGCAAAGGAUUACUGGAAAAAGCAUUUACAGCCGAAAUUGAAGGAAACACCAGAGCCAGUUAAGACAGAGGACAUUAGACUCUUUCAACAGCAGGAAAAAGAAGAUAAAAAUGCUGAAAAAGUUGAUUUUCGUCGAUUAGGAGAAGAAUUCUGUCACUGGUUCUUUGAGCUUCUUAAUUCUCAGAAUCCUUUUCUGGGACCACCUCAAGAUGAAUGGGGGCCACAGCACUUCUGGCAAGAUGUCAAGCUUAGGUUUUACUACAACACCUCUGAACAAAAUGUGAUAGACUACCAUGGAGCGGAAAUUGUAAGCCUUCGUCUGCUGUCACUAGUGAAAGAAGAGUAUCUUUUUCUCAGUCCCAACCUAGAUUCCCAGGGACUGAAAUGUGCUUCUUCUCCCCAUGGUCUAGUUAUGGUUGGAGUUGCUGGGACUGUCCACCGAGGGAACACUUGUUUGGGCAUUUUUGAACAAAUUUUUGGACUCAUACGCUGCCCUUUUGUGGAAAAUACUUGGAAAAUCAAAUUUAUCAAUCUGAGAAUUAUUGGAGAGCAUUCUCUUGCUCCUGGAACAUUAAUGAAACCAGCUAUUACAUUCGAAUCUAGUGAUCUAGAGGCCUUUUAUAAUGUAAUUACUUUAUGUGGUACCAACGAAGUUCAACUUAAUGUAAGGCAGGCAUUGGUUAGUGGAACUGGGGACCAAGCUUUACGCAGUGGUGAUGAGGCAUUGGUGAACAGAAGAGAACUGAGUUUACCCAACCCUCUAAAGCAUUGAGCACUGUAUAUCAGUCUAAAAAACCUUCUAUACAGAAACUCGUCCAAAUAUCACAUCAGUAAUGUUUAAGUGAUUUCAGAUGGGGAGGAUCGACCUAUUUUAGUUGAAAUAUCUUUCUUGACUACAGACUAAUAUAUUAUGUGAAUACUUGCCUCUUUCUACCUGAGUUGGAGCAGAUGUUCUGAGAGCUUAAUGCAGUUCAUCAAAUAAAUCCCACUUUAGAUGGUAUAACUAACGGUGUGCCUUAGAAACCAGGUAAUACUGUCAUUUUACUUAGUGAGUAUUCUGAUAUCUGUACUUUUCAUGUGAGACAGAUUUGAUGUAAACUCAAAAGUUAUUUUAGGAAGCUUGAAUAACAUUCUCACUCAAAAAGUCCGAUAAUUUAGCAGGUAGAUAAAAAUUUGCUUUGCCUUUUUAAAAUUUGAGGAACAUUUUUCAAAAGUUAACUGUAGUAGUCCAAGCUGAUCUAAACCUUCAGCUAAUAGUUUUAUAGAGCAUUUAUUGUAAUAUCAUAUAAAUGAGACAUACUGUUGACAUUUUUAAAAAGGUGUGCGCAGUUCCUUUAUUUACUGUUUUCCUCUUGAUUGAUCUUGGAAGAGGUGACAAAAACCCAAAAAACAAAACACAUACACAAAUUUAUACCAUGGAUAUCUAUUAUAUACAUAUAUACACAUAUAUAUAUGUAUUCCCACAUCAUAAAUUAAAAUUAUUAGGAUUUUUCACCCCUAAAUUGUCAAUAGUUUUGAAUUACAAGAUUAAAUUGCCAGAUUAAUUACAUAGUUGCUUUAGGGUUUAAAUUCUUAAUCACCUGGCAACUAUUUGCUGAUCUUGGAUUUAGUGAUUUUAAUUUACAAAAAUGCCGUAUGGAAAUAAUUCAGCUGGGAAUUUUUGUGAUGGUGUGCUCUACAUGUUAAAUUUUUACCUUUAACUCUUCUCAUGAUCAUCUCGGGUAACAGUUUUUGGAAGCAAGAGGAAAAAACUCAUCUUUUUUUGUUUUUUUUUUUAAUGCCAUGCCUUUAUGAGGAGUACAAAUUGAUAUGUCUUAAAAUAAGAACUUAAUAAAGGAGGCAAAUCCCUUGUCUGCUCUAAAAGUAGUGUAUUGUUUAGAUUUAAAGCCAAGUUAUGGUUUUCUCCUUUAAGUAUAGAGUAUCAUUAUAACAUGCACUCAAUAAAUAUCCUAAGUAAAGGAUAAAAUUAAAAAGUAUUCCCAUCUGUUUUCUUUAUGGCUUAAUGUCGAGUACUACAGAAAUAUUACUACAGAUGCUCAGGAUGGGCCGAAGUUGCCUCUAGCUACCUUCAGUAUUAACUUUUUUGAAUUUGUGUAAUGCUCAAGUCAGGUUGCCAUCUCUGUUCUUUUAAUCAACCUUAGGAAUUUGAAGUCUUCCUGACAGACUCUCUCACUUGAGGAUUGGAAUUAUGAUUUAUUUUCUAUGAAUCUCCACAAGUGGGCAAAACAGUAGGACCUAAUGUUUUAACUGAAUGGG
Hyaena hyaena (striped hyena) is the source of this 2883-nucleotide messenger RNA. RefSeq names its product chromosome unknown C3orf38 homolog (gene CUNH3orf38). The record is from RefSeq and is a predicted model, not a curated record. Lineage: Eukaryota; Metazoa; Chordata; Mammalia; Carnivora; Hyaenidae. Bases 353 to 1399 code for a protein of 348 amino acids. The transcript is spliced from 3 exons.